Molecule: messenger RNA, 5510 nt
Organism: Mauremys mutica (yellowpond turtle)
Lineage: Eukaryota; Metazoa; Chordata; Testudines; Geoemydidae
Gene: TUT1
Product: terminal uridylyl transferase 1, U6 snRNA-specific
Exons: 10
Coding region: 439-2481 (680 amino acids)
Cellular component (GO): mitochondrion
Molecular function (GO): poly(A) RNA polymerase activity; RNA binding; zinc ion binding
Source: RefSeq, a predicted model, not a curated record
ACCUGUCUCCCUGGAGCUGAGCUGCCUGGGACUGGUGCAGAAGUUUGGCCAGCCUCAGCUGGGGGGAGAUAGUGUGGGGAGCUUGGCUGGGCCCCUCUAGUGUCUUGAGGGAAGUGUGUCUUGAGGGAGCCUGUCCGGGGCAGGCCCUGGCCUGGCUGAUCACAACACUCCCGAGGGACCUGAGCAAUUCCCCACUCUGGGACCAGCUCUGGCUGAACUGCCAGCUCAGCCUGGCAGACACAGUUUCCUCCCAGCAGGGCCAAGCCCAGCCUACAAGAUCAUCUGCAGGGGAAGAAGCACCAGCGGCUGGAGAGCUUGCGUGCCAAACGCCAAGACCAGGAGCUGCGCAGUGUCUUUGUCAGUGGCUUCCACAAGGGUACAUCAGCCCCUGAGCUGAGUGAGUACUUCCAGGCCUUCGGGGGCGUGGCCAGUGUGGUGAUGGAUAAAGACAAGGGGGUCUAUGCUAUUGUGGAGCUGCAGGACCAGGAGGUGAUGGAGAAGGUGCUGGCCCAGCCGGAGCAUUGCCUGGGGGGGCAGCGGCUGCGGGUGAAGCCCCGGGAGAAGAAGGAAUUCAAAUACAUGCCUCCCAAGAAGCAGGGAUCUGCACAUCAUGUACAACUGAGUCCUGAAAAGCUGGUCCAGGCACUGUGCCAGGCUGAUGAUGUGGAUGCCCAGAUGUCACAGCUGGUGCAGCUGUUUGAGCUCUCCGAGAGCGAGAGGCGGCUGCGACACCUACUGGUCACCCUGUUCCAGGAGGUUUUCUCAGAGUUCUUCCCUGGGUGCGCCAUCCUCCCCUUUGGCUCAUCGGUGAAUGGAUUUGACAUCCAUGGCUGUGACCUGGAUUUGUUCCUGGACCUGGAGAAAACAAAAACCUUCCAGGCAUCUGCAAAGGGACCCCAGGGGGCACAGGCCGAGGAGGGGGCAGGGCCAGACUCUGACUCAGAGGACUCCAUCCUGAGUGACAUUGAUCUGACAACAGCGACGGUGCCCGAGGUGCUGGAGCUGGUGGCAGCUGUGCUACGGAAGUGCGUACCGGGUGUGCACAAUGUCCAGGUGGUGCACAGUGCCCGCCGCCCUGUCGUCAAGUUCUGCCACAAGGACUCGGGGCUGCUGGGAGACAUCUCCAUCAAUAAUAGGCUGGCGCUCUGCAAUACACGCUUCCUACAGCUCUGUACAGAGGCAGAUGAGCGGGUGCGGCCCCUGGUCUAUGCACUGCGCUACUGGGCCAAGCAGCAGGCCCUGGCAGGAAACCCCUUUGGGGGCGGCCCCCUCCUCAACAACUACGCACUGACCCUGCUGGUGCUGUUCUUCCUGCAGACGCGCAGCCCCCCGGCCUUGCCCACACUGGCCCAGCUCAGGGAGCUGACAGGGGAUAAGGAUCAGGCCAUUGUGGACGGCUGGGAUUGCAGCUUCCCCCAGGACGUGUCGCAGCUGGAGCCCAGCGCCAACACGGAGAGUCUGUGUUCCCUCCUGGCCGAAUUCUUCCGGGUCUUUGGGGACCAUGACUUUGCCGGCUGCGUGAUCUCGCUGCAGGAGGGCCGGGCGCUGCCCCUGCCCAGCUUCCUGCUCUCAGAAGUGGGUGCCAAGCUCAAGCUGGGUCCCUUCAACGUGCAAGACCCCUUCGAGCUGAGCCACAACGUGGCAGCCAACGUCAAUGAGAAGAUAGCGCAGCGGUUCCAGCACUGCUGCCGGGACGGGGCCAAGUACUGCCGCAGCCUGCAGUACCAGCGCAAAUCCAGCAAGGGCAAGGCCUGGGGGCUGGUGCGGCUCUUCCAGCCAGGGGUGCCAGAGGCUGGGGAGCUGGGCCCCGAUGGGCUCCUCAUCACCAUCCCCUUCAUGCUGAUGGCACUCUCCCCUGGGAGCCGGCAGCAGCUGUGCCAGGCCAGGGACUUCCGGCGCUGCUGGUUUGACAAGGUGUGUGCCGCCAUCACCUUCGUGCUGAAGGAUGUGCUGAAGUGCAGCUGCAUGGGGCCUGCAGGGGAGCCCCUGGGGCAGGAGCCCACAGAGCAGAAUGGAGGGGAGCAGCCCCGGUCUGAUGAGAGAGGAAGCUUGGCUGUCUCCCCAGCUAAGAAGAGGCCGAGAGUGGAGGGCCCAGCGCCAGAGGAGGAGGAGAGCGUGAGCUGGAGCUGUGCUGUGUGGCACCGUGUCUGGAUGGGCCGGCGCCGUGUCCGGCGCCAGCUCCGGCACCUGGGCAGCCCCCAGCCAGACACGGAGCAGGAGGCUGGCUCUCUGGAGGUGGAGGAGAAGGUGUCGGAGGCCAUAAUCCAGCAGGAGGGAGAUUCCCUGGGGGCAGAGCCACUGCUGAGGUUCACGGCCUGUGCCCGAGUGGGCGGAGGCCAGGAGGACACACGGACCCUCCUGUAUUUCACCCCAGCCCCCCAGCAGGGCCCCCUGUUCCAGGACUUCUAUCACUUUCUGCAGGGCUUUCUGCCCAGGAUGGUGGAGCGGUAUGUGGGCAGAGCAGCUUGGGGCAGGCAGUGACCACUAGUGACAUCCAUGCCAGCACCCUGAGACUGGGGGAUGCUAUUUUAAAUGGACUUUGCCGUGUCUCUACCAUGUGACUGGGAAGGGAAUAAAGGGCCUAGCCAAGUGCCCCUCUGGGCUGUGCCUGUCCCGCUGCUUGGGGCAUGGGGGGAAGUGGCUGGGGGCCUCGCUCGAGUGGGGAGCGGGUCCCCAGCUGGAUGCAGGCCCGUCUCCUAUCUCCCUGCCCAGCCUCUUGCGAAUUUGCUGCUGUUCGUCCCCUCUGGUGCCCUGUAGCACUGGGAUUUGAAGGCCUGGCAGUAUUCUGCAUGCACGUUAUCGGGGGUGGGGCAGAUUCUUCAUUGGGGCGGGGGCAGACUAUCAGCAAUGGCCAAUGGGGCACGAGUGGUGAGUAUAAAUGCAGUUGAUGCCCCGGGAAGGGGUGGGGGGCAGUAGCAGAAGGAGGUGUAAGAGUCCUGGGGUGGACAGACCUUGACUCUGGCCAGUUCAGCUCCUCUGUCCUCUCCAUGCAGCAACAGCAGCAUUAUGUGCUCCAUUGGGGGCUAUCGGGGAGGGAUCUAUGGGAAGGGAGUCCAAGGGGGCAGUAGGGGGGGGGUUACUGGGAAGGGAUGGGAGGCCCCCAGGAGAGGCAGCUCAGAUCAGGACCAGCCCCAGGCUGGGCCAUGGCCCCUCCCAGAGCUUUAGGUACUGCCUUUCCCAGGUGGAAUAGGUCGGGGUGGGGGAAGGGAAGAAGAAAAGGUAUUUAGGGCCCUAGAGCCUGCAACACUCCCUCCCUCAGGGACAGGCAGGUGAGGCAGCAUGGGCAGAAGGGGGCCAGGCUAGGACUGGGGUUCUAGAGGCGAUAUAGCCCCUUUUCCCCAUAGUGCCUCACCUGUGGGCACCAGACCUGAGGGCAUUUCACAGAGAUGAACAGGUUAAGCCAGGGGUGGGGGUGCACUUGGUACUUUCAAGUAGAGCCCUGCAGUGCAGUAUGCUGCUAAACUCCCUUCACUGCACCUACUGAGAUCUGAGAGGCGGGCGCCCCAGCCUAAGGGGAGGGGCAACAACCAAGUGAUACUGGGGGACAGCUAAUAAACCAGGGACAGGAUUGAGGAUAUAGGGCCCUAAGCAGGGAACUGGAGGGGGACAAUGAGCAGAGUACCCCAGACAGCGCCUACUGCUCCUCAAGGGGGUCUAGGGAGCCACUGGAUGCAGCCCAGAGGAAUUCUGCCCGGAUGCGUGAUGGAAGGGAGGAGCGGAAAUAGGCCCCACAGUCGCAGAGCACGUCCCUGUCCAACAUCCUCUUCCUGGGGUUAUAGCUGGCCAUUUUCCCAGCGCCAAGAGGAGGUUGACAAGGAAGGCUGCUGACUUUGUGGGGCCAUGGAUAGGAGGUGCGGGGAAAAGUGCAGCCAGAACCUUAGGAGAAGGUUAAGCCAGGGGUGGGGGUGCAGCAGCAGUGAGGUGUCUGGUAGUUUCAAGUAGAGCCCAGCAGUGCAGUGUGUGAUUUAACGCUGGUCUGUGCAGAUUGUUUCACUGUAGCUACAUAAACAAUUGAGCCAGUUAGGACUGAGUUGCGGACUCUAGAUUGAUUUACAGGGGAGGCUGAACUGCUUUUCCAGCUGCACCAAUCUACUUCUGGUUCAGGCUUAACGUGUCAUGAGAAAAUUUUGAUGUAUUUAUCCAAAAUAGAUUUUUCUCCCAUAGCCCACUGCGCAGUGUGCACGAUGGGAGAAGAGUGGUGGAGGUUGAUCUGGCUGGCAGAUCUAUUCAGUGAUGAGCUGCCAAAAUCUUAACAACCGGUUCCCUCCUCACCCCACAAGGGGGUUGUGGCCCGCCUCCCAGGACCCCUGCCCCAUCCACCCCCCUUCCCUGUCCCCUGACUGCUCCCCACCACCCUAUCCAACCCCUCCUCUCAUUCCUGAUGGCCCCCUGAGAUCCCUGCCCCAUCUAACCACCCCUUCUCUCUGUCCCCUGACCUCCCCUGGAAUCCCUGCCCCUGGUUGCCUCCCAGUGCCCCAUCCAACUCCAUCUUCUUCCUGAUUGCUCCCCUGGGACCCUUGCCCCCAUUCAGCCCCCCUGCUCCCCACCCUCUGACCGCCCUGACCCCUAUCCACACACCGCCUGACCACCACCCUGAAUUCCCCUGCCCUAUCCAACUCCCCCUCCCCCCACUCCCUGCCCCCCUUACCACAUUGCCUGGAGGUGGCUGGCAGCGCUACAGCUGUGCCGCUCAGCUGGAGCCAUGCCAUGCCACCGCAGCACCUGGAGCACCGGAUCAUGCGGAGCUCGCAGCCCCCCUGCUUCCCGCGAAUCAGUUGUUCGCGCGGGAAACCUGGGAGGGCUGAGAAGUAAGUGUUGGCUUCGCACUCAGGCCCAGGGAGGCGGAGCGGAGGUGAGCUGGGGUGGGGAGCGGUUCCCCUGCGCAUCGCACCCCCUCCUUUUCCCCCCCCGGGUUACCUGCUGUGGCAUCAGCAGCCCGCUCACCGCCGCUCCGCCUCCGCAGGCCUGAGUGUGAAGCCACCACACCGCUUCUCCACCCUCCCAGGCUUCCUGCACAAACAGCUGAUUCGCGGGAAGUGGGGGGCAGGGGGAGAAGGGAAGCAGAGCGUUCAGGGGAGGAGGCGGAGCAGAAGUGAGCUGGGGCGGAGUGGGGAGCUGGAGCACCUAAGGUGCCACUUUUGAAUAAUGUGCUCGGGGGAGCAGCCACUCCCCCUGCUCCCCCCCUAGCUACGCUCCUGGGUCACUUCAACUUACCGGUUGUUAAAUUUAGAAGCCCUUUUAGAACUGGUUGUCCCGCGCCGGACAACCGGUUCUAAAAGGGCUUCUAAAUUUAACAACCGGUUCCCAUGAACCGGUGCGAACUGGCUCCAGCUCACCACUGGAUCUACUCCAACCAAACACCGGGACGGGGAGGGAAUGGGCGGCUGUGCCUUGGGAGAUUGAACAGACAAAGGGUGGGACAUAGGCCUCUUAGACUAAAGCAGUCUUUUGUUGUCAUUCACUUAAGCAGGGCCGGCUCUAGAGUUUUUGCCGCCCCAAGCAGCGCACUG